Molecule: messenger RNA, 484 nt
Organism: Ceratitis capitata (Mediterranean fruit fly)
Lineage: Eukaryota; Metazoa; Arthropoda; Insecta; Diptera; Tephritidae
Product: probable insulin-like peptide 3
Exons: 2
Coding region: 39-431 (130 amino acids)
Cellular component (GO): extracellular region
Molecular function (GO): hormone activity
Source: RefSeq, a predicted model, not a curated record
ACUAACUUAAAAAUUAAAUAAAUAUAUUUAACACAAAAAUGUCUUUGAGCUUAGUGAAAAUCUGUGCUAUGCUACUAGUGGUCGUCGUAGUUUUGGAUCAAAGCGCUGGGCGCACUGUUUGCGGUCCAGCAUUGGAUGCGGUGCUCAAAACUAUUUGCAUUCAUGGUUACAAUACAAAAUUCAAGAAAUCCAUGGAAUGGGAUGAUUUGGGCAAUAAUGAAAUUGACGAUGAACUACCAUUCGGCUAUGCAACCUUCCCUUUCUUGAGCAAAAUGCGUGGCGAGCACAUCAAUUCUCUGGCCAAAACUCGUCGUCAUCGUGAUGCUGAAAAUGUUGCAAAGAUCGGUGUGUACGAUGAAUGUUGCAACAAAGCGUGCACUUACAACGAGAUUUUGUCAUACUGCAAUCAAAUGCCGAUUCUUCUGGAGUAAGCAUCAAAGGAGCUUAUUACAGGAGUCUUGGGUAUAUGAAAUACGAGCACAGA